AUGCGAUCGAGUAUAGCUUGCGCUCGGUGCCGACGGAGCAAGAUCAAAUGCGUCAAUGCCGGUAUUGACACCACCUGUCGUGCAUGCGAGUCGUCUGGCCGAGAAUGUGUAUAUCCCACCCCGGCCAUCGGUGUGGGCGGUGGUGCGGCCAAACGAGACAUUGCCGCCAUGGUUGAUGGGGAGGAUCGCAACGGCGACUGGGAUAGCCCCAAGCGACAGCGCUCCCGCAAGGCCGUCGGCGUAUCCUCGUCUGCGGCCAAAGAUGCAGCCAAAGCCUCGCUGGAGGUCCUCGACUCGUCCGUGCUGACCGUCAAGGUCUGGGAGGCCGUCUUUGAUCUUUUCCAGUCGCAUUACGCCUUCAUCCUGCCCUUUCUACACCCCGCCUCCUUCCUCGGUCAAAUUCGACAGCUCUGCGGGGGCACCUCGUCCAGUAAUGCCACCAACUCCGAAAACAACCGAGACGCCGCACAAAUUGCCUACCAUUCGCCCUCCUCCCCCGGCAACCCUUCGAAUCCUCUCGUCGCAUCCGAAUUCUAUGCGGCAGCGCUGCGCAGCCGGCUGGCCGGCGUUGAUGGCGCCAGUAUGGCGAUUCCCGACCUCACACGCGUGCAGGCGCUGCUGAUGCUCGCCCUUCACGAAUGGGGCAUGUGCCGCGGCAAGAGUGCCUGGCUAUAUGUCGGCAUGGCGAUUCGGCUGUCACAGGCCAUGGGACUGCCAUUUGAGCUGGAGAAUGAACUCUUCUCUCGCGAGGGGCCCCGUUCGCCCGCUCUCAAAGCCGAGGCGGAGCUCUUUGGCGUGCGGCGCGGUCCGGAACCCAAAGAGCAGACAUCCGACGAUGUGAUCGCCCAGGAGACGAAGCGGCGGACUUUUUGGGCCUGCUUCAUCCUCGACCGCUGCCUCAGCAGCGGCAGAUAUCGUCCUCGCAUGAUUCGGGUCAAGGAACUCGGCAUCCAGCUGCCCAGCGACAACGCUUUUGCGUUUGGAGAGCGCGUGCGAACGUCGCGUCUGAACGAGCCGUCCGCCCGUCGCCCGCAGAGCUUCGGCUCGCAGGGUAUGCAAAUUCCCAGCAUUCGCCAGAGUAUCGGAGGCUUCAGCGAUGACAAACUGCCCAACAAUGUCCCGCCGGACAACAAGCCCUGGUCUCCGAUCUCUCGGCGAAAAGACUCGAGCGAGGAUGAGAUCGACCGAUGGGAGAUUGGGGCGGAGGAGUCGGUGCUGAGCCGGUGGUCUUGUGCGGGUGGACGAAGAACGGAACAACUUCCUCCCUGGCAUAUCGACUCGAGGUUUUCGAAACUGCGGACGAUGCUGGGCGAGUUCCAGGACGGACUCUCGCGCAAUCUGCAGUACUCCCCUCGAAAUACCGACACCCAUAUCAUGUACAAGAACAAGCUGGCGUCGUACACCGUCAUGCAUGUGGUGUAUUUUCUCUCCGUCAUUGUCUUGCAUCGCGCCUAUAUUCCGUUCCUUCCUGUCCGGUGCAACGAGCCAAUCGGUCCCCUGGACGAGCCACUGUUCCCCGGCGAGAGGUCCGGGGCGCCGGAUGGGUUCUGGAGGGACACUGCGCGUGAACUGUUCCGGGCCGCCCGACAGAUGUUGGACCUCGUGGUAACCUGCCAGGAGCGCGGUGUUCUUGUUGAAAAUCCACUGGUCGGGUUUGCCAUCUACAAUGCGGCCUUUAUCGGCGUGUAUGCGUCCCACUUCUCGCACAUGGACCUGGAGGGAUUGUUGAGUCUCAAGCCCGGUGCCACGGAUGGAACCCACGGCCAGGUGCAGACUGGCAAGGCUCUCGACAUCUUGCGAGAUAUGCGGCCUCGCUUGAAGAUGGCCAAUGGAUGGUUCCGCACGCUGAACCGACUGCACAGCUACUUUUCCAAAGUGAAGCGCGACUUCCGACGCCACUCUCGACUGGAUGCUCUUGACCCACAUACCAACGGAAUCCGUCCGGUACGGGAGGGCGGUGCCGGAGGUGGCCUCGAGGAGUUCAAGUUGCUUGAAAAGCUGUUCCUCGACUUUGGCAGCAUCGAGGAUCGGCUGCCGGAGAUCAAUGCCGACGAUGACGGGGCCGACCGGGCGACCAACGUCAGUGAUGCGGGAAGCAACGCAGUCCGCAGUGACCCUGGCGAGACGGCCGAGUCUGGUCUCGAUGGUGCCGGUGGCCGGCGCGAGUCGUGGGUUCCCAUCAACAGCCCUGGCCUUCCUCUGCCUGGACCGGAUGCCGAGCGGCGGCCCAGCCUGCCGUUGCCUCCACGGGCCUUGCAGUCUCAGUCGCCGUAUUCGCUCCCGUCGCUACAGCACCAUCCCGACGGUCCUCUCUACGGCACCUCCUCGCCGAACCUCCCAUCUCUUGCUCCUUCUGCAGGAGCUCCCCCGUCGCAGGCCAUACUCGCAGUCGCUGCCCCGAUCAACCAGGCGACCUCGCAUGGCCUGCCACUGCUGCCCCCGCCGGGAUCCGUCAACCAUCCUGCGGCCUCGCCCCCGGUGACGGUUGACGGAUUUGAAGGUGGUGUCUCGAACGUCAUGUGGUCGACCAGCCUCGGCGGGGAUGAUGUUGUCGCGUUCCUUGAAGGAUGCGACUAUGACCAGCUGUCUAGCAUGAUGCCAUCCGAGGUUGGCAUUCCUUCUGGAUGGUUGAGUACCGUCUGGAGUGAAUUUUCACGCGUACGAACUGCGGGUAUGCUUGGGUUUCGGGAAAAGCCAUGGUAUGGUAUGGCAAUUGUGGUAUUUCGGAACUGGCGCAAGCGAGUUACUUUUUGCGUUUCUGUCUGGAUCUCUGUGAGCGCGGCGUUGCUUUGCACAUCAAACAGUACGCACAAGCAUUUCCUCAUUCAAAGCUCACCAUUACACAUCACGAAAAUGGAAGUGGAUUACAUGGAGCUCCGCAAAGGAGCGAUUACAGAGGCCAAGAAGACCACUCUAAAAGGCCGACUAACCAUGACCGACCUCAGCGUCGUCAAACUCAUGGACGUGAUCCGCAAGGCCGACUGGAAUCACAACUGGGAAGGCCAAGAGCAACAACCAGUCAUCCGACCCCUCGAAACAACCGCACACUCCUCUGCCUUGCUCCUCCAAGAACGAGGCAUCAAGCCACGAUCCGCAUGCGACCUGUGCGUAAAGACCAAGAACAAACCGUUCCAAUCGUGCGUUUGCGCCCCGGCAUUCCGCCGCUAUGCGCUUCGCCUCGGGGCCUGCGCAAACUGUAUCUGGCAUGGGCGUGAAGCGCAUUGCUCGCUGAGGAAGGAUUUUGUGGCUUCCGGGGGGAAGAAAUGGAUGUUUACGUUGGAUCUGAUCGUUCUUUAUGCAGGAGGGUUGCUGUUUAGCGAGGGUAUCGGACGUCGGCUCAAGGGGCUGCCUGUUCCUCGUCAAGCUAUGUCACUGCCACGCACACGCACGCCGGGCACUGCCAUCACUGCCAUCACUGCCCGCAAGGCCAAGGCUACUUCAUCCAACCCUGCACCUGCACCUACCGCGGGACGACAGCGACAGCCUCCGCUCACCGAACCAAAGGUGGAAAUGGAAUCGUCUCGCCGUCUGGCUGCCAUUGGUAUUCCCAUUUCCACUAGUAUCCUGGGAAAGCGAUCCGCAUCCGCAUCUUUUUCAACUGAGCCUGAGCCUGAGCCUGAGCCCCGAACCACCAAAAGAACCUGUCAUUCGAAAAUCAGAGACAGCGACGGUAACCUCGUGCCCUGGCCAUGCACCUCCGCCUCUUGGAAUGACACCGACGCGCUAAAGACCAUUUAUUCCGAUCUUCGGCGUCAUAUGUGCGCUGUCAGAAGGCGGAUUGAGGAGUUGGACGGCCUUCCUGAGACGAAGUCCAGUCGAGUUGAGUUGAGUUGA
This is a messenger RNA of Aspergillus novofumigatus IBT 16806, 3834 nucleotides long. RefSeq names its product putative C6 transcription factor. NCBI's taxonomy places the organism in Eukaryota, Fungi, Ascomycota, Eurotiomycetes, Eurotiales, Aspergillaceae. Gene Ontology annotation, biological process: DNA-templated transcription; regulation of DNA-templated transcription. The transcript has 10 exons. Gene Ontology annotation, cellular component: nucleus. Gene Ontology annotation, molecular function: DNA-binding transcription factor activity, RNA polymerase II-specific; zinc ion binding; DNA binding. The record is from RefSeq and is a predicted model, not a curated record. Bases 1 to 3834 code for a protein of 1277 amino acids.